Messenger RNA from Paramecium sonneborni, 1206 nucleotides. Lineage: Eukaryota; Ciliophora; Oligohymenophorea; Peniculida; Parameciidae. The record is from the annotation of a GenBank genome assembly.
AUGUCUUUAUUUUCUAGAUUUACAUCCAUUUUUGGAUCUAACCAAACAACUUAAGCAUCAAGUACUCCAAUCAAUCAAUAAUUAUAAGAAAAGUUAGCAUAAAUUAUUGCAUAGAAUAGUAAAUUAGAUCUCAAAUAAAAGGGAUAAGUCUUAGCAUAAUAUUUAUUAGAUAGGGAUGGUAUAUUAUAUUAUAUUAAGUUUUAGAACAUAUUGAGUUUCUUUUUUAGUUUCUUGAAUCUAAGUCUAAAGAUCUUUAAGGUAUUUAAAUAGUACAUUUAUUGGCUGCACUACAUUAACAAUUUUAAUAUAAUGAAUUAAUAUAAGAUGUAGCAAUCAAAUUAAGAGAAACCAAAAUGCCUUGGAUUCAAUUAGAUAAAUAAGAAUGGUAUUCUACUUAAACAGAACCAGACUAAUAAAAGAAUUAAUAAACAUAAAAGAUUUUGACUGAAUUUGAAGAUAAAUCAUAACCAGCUAGGAUAUAUGCUUAAUUGUGUUAUGUUUAUUUAUAAAAAUUAGCAGCUAAUGUUGAUCUUUAUAGAGCUAUUCUUAAGUUUAAUUAUCCUUAUGUAUCAGAUAAAGAAAAUAUAGAAGCAAAACUUAUGUUCUUAUGGCAUUAUAAGAUACAAAAUCUAAUAAAUUCAGGGUUGAUUCUUAUUCAAUUCAAUCCAAAUUUAAUAGAAAUUUAAGUAGCGCUCUAUGCUGAUGUAUGGAGAUUUCAAAAGUUUAUUUGUACUGAAAUUGAAAAAAUAAUUGAUCAAUAUGCUACUCUACCAAAUAGUGAUACUCUUAGUCUUUAUGAGAUCUAUUCUGAAAGUAUAAAACAUUAUGAAUAUCUCAUAUCAUUUCACUAAUACACAUCAACUAUGACUAAACCUCCACCAUAAUGUUAAAUUAAUAAUACUCUUCUUUAAGAAUUCUUUGCAUUUGUUACUAAAUUAAAAGUAUUAAAUUAAUUUAACUUUAAAAAAUCUAUAAAGGUUCCUAAUAAAUAAGAUCCUAUUAUGGGUAUUCCAACUAAAAAUCCAAAUGUAUAUUUUAUAUUUAAAAUUAUAUACUUAGGUUAUCAAUAUUAGAAGAUCAAGUUAAUAAUUAAAUGAUCCUUUAAGUAGUGAAUCUGAAGAUGAAUUUGAAAACCAAAAUAAUAAUAAAAAAAAUCGAUCAGAUCACAAUAGAGUAUAAAGUACAUUUUAAUAUGUUUAAUAAUGA